Molecule: messenger RNA, 1622 nt
Organism: Manihot esculenta (cassava)
Lineage: Eukaryota; Viridiplantae; Streptophyta; Magnoliopsida; Malpighiales; Euphorbiaceae
Product: amino acid transporter AVT1I
Exons: 3
Coding region: 118-1395 (425 amino acids)
Cellular component (GO): plasma membrane
Source: RefSeq, a predicted model, not a curated record
UCUUUGAAGAUACUCAUCUGGUUUCUCCACAUUUUCCCCUUAAGUUGCUCAUCUGCCUCCAUUUGCUCUCUCUCUCUCUCUCUCUCUCUCUCUCUCCCUCUGCGAGUUUCUGCAGUCAUGGCUCAAGAUGGGACAUUGACUGCUCCUCUCAUCGUUGAUGAGAAGGAACAUAAUUUCAGACAGGAAGAUUUAGAGUCAAACUACACUCAUUAUACCAAAGGAACAACCUCUACCUUCAAGACCAUUGUCAAUGGAUUAAAUGCUUUGUCAGGUGUUGGAAUACUUUCGACUCCAUAUGCAGUAGCAUCAGGAGGGUGGCUGAGCUUGAUUCUUCUCUUUAUCAUUGCCAUUUCAGCCUUUUACUCAGGCUUAUUGAUUAAGAAGUGUAUGGAAGCAGAUUCAAACAUCAGAACUUAUCCGGACAUAGGAGAACGUGCUUUUGGUAGCAAAGGAAGACUUGUGAUAUCGAUUUUCAUGUACACAGAGCUCUACCUAGUCGCCACUGGUUUUCUGAUUCUAGAAGGAGAUAACUUGCAGAACUUGUUUCCUAAUGUGGAACUUGAAAUGGCAGGAUUCCACAUUGGUGCAAGACAGACCUUUGUUGUAAUUGUUGCUCUUAUUAUCUUGCCUACAGUUUGGUUGGAUAAUUUGAGCAUCCUCUCUUAUGUCUCCGCUAGUGGAGUUUUAGCUUCUGCUAUAAUUCUCUGUUCAAUCUUCUGGGCUGGAGCAUUUGAUGGAAUUGGAUUUCAAAAAAAGGGAACCCUGCUGAAUUGGGAUGGAAUCCCUACUGCUGUUAGCUUAUAUGCCUUUUGUUACUGUGCACAUCCAGUCUUCCCCACCCUGUACACAUCUAUGAAAAAGAAGCAUCAGUUCUCUAAUGUCCUGCUUAUUUGCUUCAUUUCAUGUACCUUCAGCUAUGCAUCAAUGGCAGUUAUAGGAUACUCUAUGUUCGGGUCUGCAGUUGAAUCACAGGUAUCCUUAAACCUCCCUACCACAAAGCUAAGCUCAAGAAUGGCAAUAUACACCACCCUGGUCAAUCCCAUAUCAAAAUAUGCGUUGAUGGUUACGCCAAUAGUGAAUGUUACCAAGAAUUGGUUUCCAUGGUACUGCAACAAGAAGCCCUUCAACAUUUUCAUUAGUACUGCUUUGUUGAUGAGCACUGUAAUUGUAGCCCUGGCUGUCCCUUUGUUUGGUUACCUCAUGUCCCUGGUUGGAGCAUUUUUAAGUGCCACAGCUUCAAUUAUACUUCCAUGUUUAUGUUAUCUGAAGAUUUCAGGCACUUACAGGAGACUUGGAUGUGAAGUGGUAGUAAUAGGGGGAAUUUUAGUAUUGGGUGUUGCUGUCGUAAUAUUUGGUACUUACACUUCUCUCUUGCAAAUUGUAGGGCAUUUGUGAUCAUUAGCUAAACCAUAAUGGUAAUAUUUUUUUAAUUAUUUUUUAGAAGGGAAGGGGAGAUGCCAAGAUUUGAGAUCCUUACCUUCCACACUACAAGAGAAGCAAAGGGCAAAGGGUUGUGCUUAACUAGUCCAAUAACUAAAUUUUUAUAUCCUGAUUGUAUUGUAGGUGUGUAGACAUUAAUUGCUAGUAAUAUACUUCGGAAGCUUCAAUUAGUUUAUUUCUCG